AUGUUUGAAAACGUGUACUCUAUCUCCCAAAAAAUCGAUGAAACUAUUACCAGACGACUUGGCUGCUUACUUACAGGACACUCCAUAGAAGAAAAUUUCCCCGAACUUCAACGAAUUCUACCACAGCCUAUAAUCCCAAGCUUAUCUGACAAUCCAAAGCACAGCAGGCUUUCCUCUCUCCAAUACGACCACCAGCUUCUUCAAGAAUGAAAAGAAAUGGCCUCUUUGCUUCACCUUGUAAACCAAGACCGAAUUCGGCUACGAGACCUCAAUUUUGAGCUUCUCACCUUAAUUCACAAAGGCAGCAUUUCUUCUACAGAUUUCGGUGCCUUUCUUGCCAAAACUCAACAAAUUAAUUAUGAAAUUCUCAAGAAAUCUCUUGAAAAAGAACGAGAAAAAAACGAAAAACUUCUAAAAAAAUUAGAAGAAAAAUCCUUAAAAAAAGAAAAUUCCACACAAACUGAGGAAAAGAAGGAAAAUGUAACAGGAAUAAAUUUGCAAAAAAUUGAUAUGCUGGGACUUUCGUUCCAUGAUGCGCUGACGCCUAUGAGUUGUAGGGGACAUUCAAGGAUGGGGUCAGAUAUUUCGAUGUGCUCAUGACAAAGUACAGAUAGUUUGGAAAAUUCGACGCUUAAUACGAGUACUUUCUCAACGAGGGCGUCUACGGUUGAGUUGAGCAGUAAACUGCCGAGAAAUGCAAAUAAAGGGGCGAAAAGGUCGUCGUGCAUACAAAUUGGAAGCAAAAUAGGGAAACCAAAAAAUUAA
This is a messenger RNA of Blepharisma stoltei, 765 nucleotides long. The record is from the annotation of a GenBank genome assembly. NCBI's taxonomy places the organism in Eukaryota, Ciliophora, Heterotrichea, Heterotrichida, Blepharismidae.